AAAAAACACUAUUUGAGUGCUAAGUAAAUAUUGUGCUGUGCAGUGACCUUAUGGACACUUUUUCUGAGCUCAUCCAGCUGCCAGAGAUUAUUAUUUUAUGCAUAUUUAUUCAUGUGGAGAGGAUGCGGAAUGCCAUUGCUAUACGUUUCUGUCAGUCUCAGAGAAAUCCAAACUGGGAUCUCUCAGAAGCAGCUCUAGAUCUAGAGAGGUAAAGCAAAAGCCUAUCUGCCAUCACUGGAUUCUAAUUAAUUAAUGGCUUUUAAAAUGUUUUUUCACCACCAGCACUUUGUACGUAGGUGUAGUUUUCCUGAAAGGUUCACACUGAGCUCUGCUGAGACACACAACCUUUACAGGUUUCUAUUUUACUUGGCAUUUGCAGUUUUUCCUCCUCGGCACAGGGACUGAGUGACCUUAGCAAUUGCCAGCAAGGGGACUCCAUAUGACGAAAGCAGGUGAAAGGGAAAAUAAGGGCGGAACUAGGUAAAGCCAAUUCAUACCUCAGAGGAGGUGUGGUCCUGUCCUCUACCUGGCUGUGCUCACAGUCUUGUGAAAUAUAAAAGGAGAAGGCAGUGGUUUCUUAAACAAUCUGGUGCCAGGAUCCUGUAGUGAGAAGGAAGGGAGGUGCUGGAAGAAAUGCAGAGCAAGAAGUCAAGAGUGUCAGCUGGGAAAGGUGUGGGACUCACCGGUGCUCUGAGCCUCAGGAACACCAUCAGCUCUUCCCUGAAGGCCUGUUCGCUGGGCUGAGGGUUGCAUGAUAGCUGCACUCCCUUCCCCAGCAGACUGGCUUAGAGGAGAACGGAGCUAUCAUGUCCCAAGGAGAAGCAGCAGGACGCGGCGCUGCCAAGCCCCAGGACCAGGGAUGGGCAUGGAUGGUCCUGCUGGCUGCAGUGGUGCUGCAGGGGCUGACGCUGGGCUUCUCCUCCUGCAUCGGUGUCUUCUUCACGGACCUCCAGCACGAGUUCCAGGCCAGCAACAGCGAGACAUCAUGGUUCCCGUCCAUCAUGGUGGCCGUGCUGCACGGAGGGGGGCCCCUCUGCAGCAUCCUGGUGAAGCGGUUUGGCUGCAGGUUUGUGGUGAUGCUGGGUGGGCUGCUCAGCGGGCUGGGAAUGGUGUCCAGCUCCUUCUGCAAGUCCAUCAGCCAGCUGUACCUCACAGCUGGCCUCAUCACUGGUCUGGGAUCAUGUUUCAGCUUCCAGGCAGGAGUGACUGUGUUGGGCUACUACUUUGUACGGUGGCGAGCACUGGCCAAUGCUGUGGCCUCCACUGGUGUCUCCCUCGGUUUCACGCUGUGGCCACUGCUGUCUCAAUACUUGCUGGAUGAGAUGGGUUGGAGAAACACCUUCCUCAUCUUUGGAGGAAUACUACUGAACUGCUGUGUUUGUGGAGCCAUCAUGAGACCCAUUCAGCUGGCAUCAGGGUCACUUCCACAGUCUUCCAAGCCCGAAGUGCAGCCAGGGAGUAGAGCAGAAGAGGCACAGCUGUCCAAUGGAGCAUCUCCUCACCACCCCACACUCCAGCAGCACACCAAAAGGACAAAAUGCUUCCAGAUGCUGCAGAAGUACCUGGCUUUUGACAUAUUCUGUCAAAACAAAGGUUACCAGAUUUACACUGUGGGAGUAACCUGGAUGAUGAUGGGGUUUGCCUUACCCCAUGUCUACCUUGUGCCUUAUGCCACCCACAAUGGCGUGGAGGAACGCAAGGCAGCCCUCCUCAUCUCCAUCAUCGGGUUCAUCAACAUCUUCAUCCGCCCUCUCACAGGGCUGCUCUCAGGACACAGAGUCUUCACAGGAAGACGCAUCUACCUGUUCAGCCUGGCCGUGCUCCUCUGCGGACUCAGCAAUUUCAUCUGUGUCAUUUCAGCUAAGUUCAGUGUGCUCAUCCUCUACUGCGUCGUCCUCAGCAUAGCCAUGAGUGGCGUCGGGGCGCUCACCUUCCAGGUGUUGAUGGAUGUGGUAGAGAUGGACAGGUUCUCCAGUGCUCUAGGGCUCUUCACCAUCCUAGAGAGCACCACCCUCCUCAUUGGGCCCCCGCUCACAGGUGUCCUGGUAGACAUAACCGGUGACUUCCACUACGUCUUUUACAACUCCAGCUUCUUCCUGAUAUCAGCUGCAUUAUUUAUGGGGCUCAGCUUCUGUGCUCUGGAAAACAAAAACAAAUUGAGAGAGGCUUCCAAAGCACAUUUGGACAGCCCCUCCAGAUAUCAAUACAGUGAAAUGUCAAGAGAACCAAAGGCUGUAAGUCAAUCCCCUCCAGUAAUUGAGUACAUCACGAGCAUAUAAAAAUAAAGAAGGGGGAAAAAGAGCAACACCUUGAAGUGGGGUCUGUACAAAGCAACACAUGGCCCAACACUGAUGGCAGAUCAGAAAAAAACCAGUCUGCUUUCCACUACUGUCAUCUUCCUUUUGCACUUGCACUCCACAGGGCCUUGUCAGACUCAGACUCUAAGACAGUGAUCCAGACCACGGGCCCAGCCCAGAACCCAGCACCAGCCAAGGAGAUGAAGCACAAAGAGAUCUGAGCUCUCCUAAAGCAAACCAUAGCAUAACAGCCAUGGGACCCAGUGCCAGGAGACAAAAGCUGGGAUAAUUCAAUUGGGUUAAGUCACCACCUUUAAGAAGUCACUGGAAUUUCACAAGCACAUUCCAGCUGGAAGUGCUGGAUAACAUGUAUUAAUGGGUAGUUCUUCACAAAUAAAUAUUUUUGCCUCAUCUGAAUAUGCAAUUUUGGUGCACAGGCUUCCUGUUUGCUUCCCAUGUUAGGGGUAGAAAGUUAAACACUUUCCACAGGAAGUGUGCUUCUAUUUUCCACAUCUCUAAAUAUUAUACAAAAGCAGCUGCAUGGGUUGUAGAACUCAGACAAAUCUCUAGUAAGAUCAACUAUUUUCUCCUAUGAAGCAUACACAGGAGUUCUUCAUGCCAAGGACAGUUUCAAAGCCUCAAAAUUCAACUCCAGAGACUCAAAAAAAAAACCCAUAAAACAACCCACCAUGCCUUGGAGUGCCUGCUUUGUAUGACUACUGAUAUCUCAAGUGCAGUUUAAUAUAUCAUAAAACAGGAUUCAUGGCUCAUGUAAACACACUUCAGCAUUAACUGGAACCCAUUUGGGGCAGGGAGGGUGAUAUCAGACCUAAGGAUAAGGAUAUUCAUCCUUUUAUAGGGCAAAAUACAAAGCAAUUGUAGUUCCUCUUUGUAGAGAUCAAUUCAGCUCUUUAGUCUUAGACUUUUGAGCCUAAUUACAUUAGCAUUCUCAUUACAGAAAACUUUGUACAAAUAUAACUUAUAUUUCUUAUAAGCACAUGCAGAACUUAAAAAGAAAUCUGUGGGGAAAGCAUACUGAGAAAAGCCAGUGUUGCUGACUUUCUAUCCAUACAGCCUCGACUGUAAGUGGCUUUCUCUGCCACAUUCCCAGGAUUUAGGCUUGUCACUGCUCAAUGGCUGCAGCAGCCUCAGCAUCAGCUCAAGAUGCAAACUGUUCGUAUUCUGUGUCAUCCCUGAUACGAUAGUUGCAGAUAACAGCUGAUGAAGCACACAGAUAAAGAUAACCCAACACGAUGGAAGCACAAAAUGGGAGUGAAACAGAUGAAGUAACAGCUUUCAAUGGAACUGCAGUGCCUGUCUCAGGACUGUUAUCUCAAACUCAGCUGCAGUGCUUAUCUGGAGAACUAACCUGUCACAUUCCUAGCGACAAACCCACAGCUUUCAUUAUUGCUCCCCUGAUAAAAGAAACAAAACAAUUAAAACAAUCCCACUCUGGAUGAAACCAUUGGAAAACUGACUCCAAGGUCUUCAGAGACUACGAUGACUUCACAGGUAGCUUUUACACAGAAGGGGCAUCAGCACUUCAGAAGGGCUUCUGCUCCCACAGCUCAGUAUCUUCUCCAAUACUGUCCUGAGAUUACAGUCCCAGGAGGAUUUGCAUUUCCUGAUCAAACCUAUACUUAAAUAAGAUGUUUAGGGGGAGAUAUACAUAUCUGAUCUCUCAUCACAUGUGUUUAUUAACUUAUGCAAUGCUUACAUGAUCCAUAACUAUGAAGUAAACAGGGACUGGUGCUUCUCAGUCUACCAAAAGAGACUGCUGUACAUUCCUAGGAAAAUGAGGAGCAUCUCUGAAAAAAGCAAUAAAAAGGGAUUAAGUCCCAAAUUUCUUCUAGCUAUUGCAAAUAAACAGCUAAGCAGCUGAA
Motacilla alba alba is the source of this 4180-nucleotide messenger RNA. It is a transcript of the gene SLC16A5, whose product is annotated as solute carrier family 16 member 5. The transcript has 4 exons. Gene Ontology annotation, biological process: transmembrane transport; monocarboxylic acid transport. The record is from RefSeq and is a predicted model, not a curated record. Gene Ontology annotation, molecular function: monocarboxylic acid transmembrane transporter activity. The coding region runs from base 807 to 2279 and encodes 490 amino acids. NCBI's taxonomy places the organism in Eukaryota, Metazoa, Chordata, Aves, Passeriformes, Motacillidae.